Messenger RNA from Cuculus canorus (common cuckoo), 2359 nucleotides. It is a transcript of the gene GCH1, whose product is annotated as GTP cyclohydrolase 1. Lineage: Eukaryota; Metazoa; Chordata; Aves; Cuculiformes; Cuculidae. Gene Ontology annotation, cellular component: cytoplasm. The record is from RefSeq and is a predicted model, not a curated record. Gene Ontology annotation, molecular function: GTP binding; GTP cyclohydrolase I activity; zinc ion binding. Bases 681 to 1385 code for a protein of 234 amino acids. The transcript is spliced from 6 exons. Gene Ontology annotation, biological process: tetrahydrofolate biosynthetic process; tetrahydrobiopterin biosynthetic process.
CAGGAGCAGGAGCAGGAGCAGGAGCAGGAGCAGGAGCAGGAGCAGGAGCAGGAGCAGGAGCAGGAGCAGGAGCAGGAGCAGGAGCAGGAGCAGGAGCAGGAGCAGGAGCAGGAGCAGGAGCAGGAGCAGGAGCAGGAGCAGGAGCAGGAGCAGGAGCAGGAGCAGGAGCAGGAGCAGGAGCAGGAGCAGGAGCAGGAGCAGGAGCAGGAGCAGGAGCAGGAGCAGGAGCAGGAGCAGGAGCAGGAGCAGGAGCAGGAGCAGGACUUUUAGGAGUUGCAAGGGCUACAAGAACUGCAAGAGCAGGACCUUCAAGGGUAGCAGGGGCUGCAAGAGCUCCAGGAACUCCAGGAACAGGGGCUGCAGGAGUUGCAGGAGCUUCAAGGGCUGCAGGAGCUCCAGGAGCAGGGGUUGCAGGGGCUGCAGGAGCUGCAGGAACAGGGGUUGCAGGAGCUGGGGUUUUAGGGUCUGCACGGGCUUCAGAGGCUGCAGGAGCGGAGGUUUCAGGAGCUGCAGGAGCAGGACCUUCAGCGGCUUCAGGAAUAGCAGUGACAGCAGAAGCAGGGGUUCCAGGGGCUGUAGGAGCCGGAGCAGGGCUUUCAGCAACAGGACCAACCCCGCCGGCAGCAGCAGCAGCAACGCUGCGGGCUCCGCGCUCCCCCCCCAACCCCCGCUCGGGACCCAUGGAGGCAGCACGGAGCUGUAACGGGUUCUCGCGGCAGGAACCGUCCCCGAGCAGCGAGAAGAAGCCCCGCAUCCCCCCCGGGGGGGGUGGCAGCAGCCUGGAUGGGUGGCGGGGCGAGCGGCCCCGCAGCGAGGAGGACAACGAGCUGAGCCUGCCCAGCCUGGCAGCCGCCUACACCAGCAUCCUGCGCUCCCUGGGCGAGGACCCCGAGAGGCAGGGGCUGCUCAAGACACCCUGGAGGGCGGCCACCGCCAUGCAGUUCUUCACCAAGGGCUACCAGGAGACCAUCUCGGAUGUUCUGAAUGAUGCCAUUUUUGAUGAAGAUCAUGAUGAGAUGGUAAUUGUGAAGGACAUAGACAUGUUCUCAUUGUGUGAGCAUCACCUCGUUCCAUUUGUUGGAAAGGUACAUAUUGGCUAUCUUCCUAACAAACAAGUACUUGGCCUCAGCAAGCUUGCUAGGAUCGUGGAAAUAUACAGUAGAAGAUUGCAAGUCCAGGAGCGUCUUACCAAACAAAUUGCAAUAGCCAUCACAGAAGCCUUACAACCCGCUGGAGUUGGAGUGGUUAUUGAAGCUACGCAUAUGUGUAUGGUAAUGCGUGGGGUACAGAAAAUGAACAGUAAAACAGUAACCAGCACAAUGUUGGGGGUAUUCCGGGAAGAUCCAAAGACCCGUGAAGAAUUCUUGACGCUCAUCAGGAGCUGAAACUGUUGUUAAUCUCUAAAUGCACUUGGAGAUUGUUCUGUCCGGUGUCACUGUCUGUUCUUACUUGCUCCUACAUCUCACUUUGAAACUAAAUUGUUGUGAAUUGUUGUCAUAGUCUUUGUGCAGUAAAAGACUUCUGAUGGCAGUGGAAAAAUGUGCUGAUGAGGUCGGCUCCCCCUGGAUUUCCAAUGAUGCUGAUGUCAUAGAAGAAGUAGAGUUUUGGCAAUGUUUUUUUUCCAUCUCCAAUGCAGAAUCUGCUGCUGUUAGGAGAAAAGCGGGGCUUGGGAGGGAAAUGGAUAUUUAUGAAAUAGUUAUGUUUGUUAGAAUAAAUAUGAAGCAGCUGUGGAUCCUUGUAGGACCAUUUAUGCUGCAAAUACUGUGCCUCUGCUUGAAAAGGAUGGUCCUGAAUGAUCCCUGGUAUUUUAUUACAAGUCCUGUGGUGGGUAUGUUAUACCUCUCAGAUGUUACCUCUGGUAGUGUUUUAUAUUCCUGCUAGUAUUAACCAUCCUUUUUUUUUGUGGGUUUUCUUUGUUUGAGAAAUUUAAACCACAUUUUUCUAACCUUUUAAUAUGCAGGUAAUUAACUUCUAAAUUAUUUGGGGCACAGUCUUAUCUUGCUAUAAAUGGGUUUAUGCAGCUUUUUCUCCGUGCCUCAGAAUGUCUGACCACUUAAACUCAGUUUCUUACUGUUUUUAAGCAAACUUUAUCAGAGGUGAGGAAAAGAACCCUGAGUCUCUCUGCAGAGUGCUAAGAUAUCCCAAGAGAUUUUAAAUGAUAUUUAUAUCUUGAGCUUUCCUUCUUGGCUUUCCAUGGGUUGGACUGAGAUGCUAAGCCUAGUCUGAUAAUAUGAGAAUGAAGAUUUCUCUUCAAGCAUGUGAAGAGUUGCAUCUCGUAAAUGAGGACUGCAAUCCCCAGUGCAGGACCUCGUACCUGUCCUUUUCUUCAGGGGAAAGUAACCUGAGAUGAUAACUUCUG